This is a messenger RNA of Myxocyprinus asiaticus (Chinese sucker), 3642 nucleotides long. RefSeq names its product 2-aminoethanethiol dioxygenase-like. The record is from RefSeq and is a predicted model, not a curated record. Gene Ontology annotation, cellular component: mitochondrion. The transcript has a single exon. Bases 225 to 974 code for a protein of 249 amino acids. Lineage: Eukaryota; Metazoa; Chordata; Actinopteri; Cypriniformes; Catostomidae. Gene Ontology annotation, molecular function: oxidoreductase activity, acting on single donors with incorporation of molecular oxygen, incorporation of two atoms of oxygen.
AUCUGAUAGCCAUGAAUGGAGUGUUGGAGACGCGGAUUUGUGAAUUUGAUCCAGACGCUGAAAUUAAUGUCUCUUCUUCAAUUGAGUUUUUUUAUCGGUACCUUUAGCAUAAAUAGAUUACAUUGGUUCAUAUCGUUUAAACGAGACCAUCACGUCCGAUUUAACAGCUUUGUUCAUCUCAGUCGCUCAAGGAAAAUCACGGUCCCGUUUUUCUCAUAUUAAACAUGCCGAGGAUUAACAAGACCUCGCUGAUCCAGAAGAUCGUGAGCCAGGCUUGUCUGACCUUUAAAAACGGCACUUCCUCCGGCUUUGGGGACAAUAAGGUGCUGUUAGACCAGCAAGCAGGUCUGGUCACCCUGCUGUCCGAGAUCAGUGCUGCGGAUCUGAAGAUUGCGCCACCGAAGAAAGUCUCCAUAUCCUCCCAUCAGUCGCCUGCUUUCCCUCCAGUCACAUACAUGCACAUCUGCGAGACUGAUGUAUUCAGCAUGGGAGUGUUUCUGCUUAAGGCAGGGGCUUCCAUACCUCUACAUGACCAUCCUGGGAUGAAUGGCAUGUUGAAGGUCCUAUAUGGCAAAGUCAAUAUAAGGUGUUAUGACAAGUUGGAUAAAGCUGAUGGGGGUGAGAGUGAAAGUGAGGGGCACUUUGAGCCUUUCAAGGGCGAUGAUGUGAGGAGAGCCAUGCUGAGGUCUUCGGGACAGUAUUCUGAGCAGAGUGGCCCUUGUAUCUUGACCCCACUCAAAGACAACCUUCAUGAAAUUGAUGCAGUCGAUGGACCGGCUGCUUUCCUUGAUAUAUUGGCACCACCAUAUGACCCUGAUGAUGGGAGAGACUGUCACUACUACAAAGUUUUACAGACUGCUGAGGAAAAGUCAGAGCAGAAUGAUGAAAAUGAAACGUGGCUUUUAGAGAUACCCCAACCGGAUGAUUUCUGGUGUGGUGGAGAGCUGUAUCCCGGUCCUGAAGUUUCUGUGUAGAAACAUGCACACUGGAAUGGACCUAAUAUAGCCUAUGCCUUCUCAGCUGUGUUAAAAUGUGCUUGAUUUUUUUUUGGGACCACACUACACCCCUACAUGAUUGUAAUGUCCAUUCCACACCAGCAAGAUUAUUUUAUUUUUUUGGACACUUUAUGUGCCUCAUAGGCUGCAUGUACUCAUUAUGGCCUGUCUUGUGAAUAAUGAAAAGCAUGUACUCUUGUAUAAGUGCACACUUCAUAUACUGUAAAUAUACACUGCCUGGCCAAAAAAAAAAAAAAAAAAAAGUCGCCGUUUGGAUUUAAAUAAUGGUUAUGAUCUGGGGUUGCUUCAGUUGGUUGGGUCUAGGCUCAGCAACAUUAUGCUGCAAUAAAAUGAAGCCAGCUGUGUCCCUGAAUGUACCGAAUGACCAGGUUAUCCCAUCAAUGGAUUUUUUCUUCCCUGAUGUCACAGGCAUAUUCCAGGACGAGAAUGCCAAGAUUCAUUGGGCUAAAUUUGUGAAAGAGUGGCUCAGGGAGCAUGAGGAAUCAUUUUCACACAUGAAUUGGCCACCACAGAGUCCUGUUUUUAACCCUGUUGAAAGUCUUUGGGAUGUGCUGGAAAAGACUUUACGGAGUGGUUUGACUCCCAUUGUCAAUACAAGAUUUCGGCCAAAAAUUAAUGCAACUCUGGAUGGAAAUAAAUGUUGUGACGUUGCAUAAGGUUGUCGAAACAAUGCCACGACGAAUGUAUUUCGUAAAUCAAAGCUAAAGGCGGUAUUGACGAUGGUAGAGCCGAACCACUCUGUGAAGUCUUCUCCAGCACAUCCCAAAGACUUUCAAUGGGGUUAAGGUCAGGUCUCUGUGGUGGCUAAUUCAUGUGUGAAAAUGAUUCCUCAUGCUCCCCGAUCCACUCUUUCACAAUUUGAGCCUAUGAAUCUUGCCAUUGUCAUCCUGGAAUAUGCCUGUGCCGUCAGGGAAGAAAAAAAUCCAUUGAUGGGUUAACCUGGUCAUUCAGUACAUUCAGGUAGUCAGCUGACUUCAUUUUAUUGCCACAUAGCGUUGUUGAGCAUAGUCCAGACCAACUGAAGCAACCCCAGAUCAUAACGCUGCCUUAAAUCCAAACGGUAACUUUUUUUGGCCCAGCAGUGUCUUAAAUACAUGUGUUUGAUUUAUUUUAAAACACCAUGUGCACAGACAGUUAUACUUAUGGUACUGUUUAUAAUUUGGGGUUUAAAGUACUAUUAAAAUCUUUGUAAUGCAUUUUUCAUUUUGACUUUGUCAUCUGUGCUACAAGUGACUUUUGCUUUUGGCAACCGGUUGUAUGUUUACAUUAGUUAACAUGAACUUUCAAUGAACAAUACGUUUUCAGCAAUUAUUAGUCUUGGUUAAUGUUACUUUAUACCUAAUAAUAAAUUUUUAAAGAAAUUUUUUUUUUUUUUUUUAAAUGACAUUUUUAAUGCAUUAUGACCUAAGAAUGAAAAAUAGUGCAGUUAUAAAUGAACAUUAACCAAGAUUAAUAAAUGGUUAUGAAAUAGUUCAUUCUUAGUUCAUGAUAGGCUGACGCAUCAGCUAAUGUUAACGUAUUGAGCCUUAUUGAAAGUGUGUUAACUUGCACUUUGUGCACUUCAUAUGCAAAGUGUAUAUAAAGUUAUUCUUAAAUUAUUCACUGCCUGUGCAUUUGUUCAUAAUCUGAUUACUCAUUCAAUUACUUGUCCCCAGUUCUUUAUUUGAAGUUUAAAGUGCAUUAUAAAGCAGCACUUGCUGCUAUACUUUGUCAAAGUAUGCAACAAAGCUCUCAAAGUUUGAUUUCUUAUAAUGAUUUACUUGGCCCAUGUUAGCUGUUUGUUGUUAUACACUGAAUUCAAGAAACAUUCAGUAAUUAAUUGACAGGACAAAAAUGUGAAAUUACUUGUUUUGCUUUGUUUUAUGAUGUUUCUAUUUGUCAGGAAUGGGUGUGUUCUUUUGCCCGGCUGUUAUCUGUCAUAUAGAGUGAAAUCCCUUUUAAAAUCAGACGUUCAAUGUGAAUGUCCAAAGACAUAUCCAGACAUAUUAAUGUCUAAUGUGGUCUCAUGUUUCCCACACAUAGGUAAAUAUAUGUCUGAAACAUAAACGUAGGAGGCAGACUUGUGUUGCAAGCCUAAAGGUAAUAACAGGACAGAUUAUUUGAUAAUUUCAUCACAUUAGACGCCGUCCUUUCCUAUAUUCAGUUUAGACUUAUGUUUAUAGACCUUGCUCUGUCAAUUGAACAGAAAAUAAAUAAAUAAAUCACAACGUAUGCAACUGAUAAAUUUGUCAUUGUGCUGAUUGUUGCGAGUUGCUCAGUAGUAGCAUAUAUAAAGUGGAUAAUAUGCAGUCUGCAGUGCCUCAAAUUUUCAUUUAUGAAUAUAUAGCACCUUUAUUGAAUACAAUGUUAAAAAAAGAGGCCGAUUUUUAUCACUUGCCCACAUUUUAAUUUUGGGUGGUUCAGAAAUUGCUUUCAGUGUUUAGAAAUGCUAUUAAAACUGCAGUGUUUUCUGUCCCAUAAUGUAAAAUAUCUUAUUUUAAUUACAAAGAAACCAUGGCUUUAAAUGUACAUGUCAGACAGUGACAUAGGCUUUUCCAAAGUUUUAAUGCCACCAACAAUAUGGUUUCCUGAUGUAAAUACGGGGUUGUCCCAGCACUAAAUGUGGAGAUUGAUAUGUUCAACCACG